Molecule: messenger RNA, 1446 nt
Organism: Helobdella robusta
Lineage: Eukaryota; Metazoa; Annelida; Clitellata; Rhynchobdellida; Glossiphoniidae
Exons: 5
Coding region: 1-1446 (481 amino acids)
Source: RefSeq, a predicted model, not a curated record
AUGUUCGUUGCAAGCAAUUCCAAAGCGAAGUUGUUCUCUUUGAUGCCUGUCGGCCUAACAAGCAGCAACAACCACAACAACAACAAUAAUAGUAAUAAUAAUAAAAAGAGCGAGAAUGAUAAUUAUGAUAAUGAUUGGAAGUUCAAGAAGCUACCAUUUAAAGUUUUCGCUCAUAAAUUGUCUCGAAGAAAUGAAAAUGUGACGCCACCACCACCACCACCACCACAUCUUCACGCUUGCACGACUUUCCCGCCAAUAAACACAAUUUCUCCAACAUUGAUAAGAACGUCCAACUGCAAACGUUACUUCAUAAGCUUCAACGAAAAAAUUUUCAACAACAUCAACAACAUCAACGUCAAUUACAAAAUAUUCAACCGCACCAGCCACAGAAGCUACGAUUACAGCCACCGAGUCACCUUAGCAAAUUGUAUUAUGAUGAACAAUUUAAAUCGCAACCGACAAUUCCGAAAAAUAUUUAUUCAACAUUGUCGCUGGAGCAACAUCGUCAAUGUCAACAACAACAACAUCAACAACAACAACAUCUACAACAAUAUCAUCAACAACAGGAUCUACAACAUCAACAACAUCAUCAACAACCGCAUUCACAACAAGAACAACAACAUGAACAUCACUAUCAAAGUCAGCGUAAAUCAUCCAAAGAACAAUCUUCAGUUGGACAGCUUGCAAACAAGCAGCAGAGGUUUCAGCAUUCUAGUAAACAACAGCAUCAACAACUACAACAACAACAUCAACAACUACAACAACAACAUCAUCAACAACAAUAUCAACAACAUCAACAUCUCCAUCAACAACCACAUCAACAACCACAUCAACAACAGUAUCAACAACAUCAUCAACAACAUCAACAGUUAUACCAACAAAUACAACAUCAACAACAUCAACUACAGCAUCAGCCUCAACAACAACAACAAAAUCAACGACAACAUCAGCAUUUACAUUACCAAUUACACAGAGAACAACGAAAGCCACAACAAACGAAGCAACAGCAUCUCAUCCGACAACAGCCAUCUUUCUUUUGCAACAAAACCAAACGACAACAUUUUAAAUAGCCAACUCAACAACAUCAACAGCAAAUCAGACAUCAACAACAAAUACAUCAAUCCAACCAACAACACAAACAACGACAUCAACCACAACAUUAACGACCAUUACAACAACAACAUCUUGAGAACUGUCUCGUUACUGGAGGACUCGGGGGCGGUGGGCAUGCGGUUGAUCCUCCACAAACUUUCCAUCACCACCCUGCCAUUUGCAGUGCAGCCGACCGACGAUGGCAGGCAGGUUCGCUGUUCGGUGCUUGCCGCCCAGCCGUUCAACCUGCACCACUUCAUCUCAUACAACCUCGUCGUCCUUUGUGAGUUUGAUUCGUCUUUCUUUUUUUCGUUUAAUUCUGUCACUUUUCCUCUAAAUGGAAUGAAUUUCUGA